AUGGACAAGGACAAGCUCGCUCAGCUGCUGCAGGCCAGCCAAGUUCGUAAGUCGCUCUUUGCCGCGAAGAUAGAGAGGAGCACCAACACGGAACAGGUCAAGGCCGUCACGGCCGAUCUCCAGAAGAACUACUACUCCAAGCCCGAGUCUCUUCUCGCGCUCAUCGAGAUCGCCCUUACACAUGGAGACAGUGCUGUGCGCCAGCUGGCCUCCGUCCAGGCCCUGCGCCUGGUGUCCAAGUUCUGGAGCGCCACCCCCCAGGACCAGAAGCCUCUUGUGCGCUCACACCUGCUCGAGGGCACUCUGAAGGAGACGUCUGCUGCCAACCGCCACUCCCUGGCGCGCCUGGUUGCUGGCAUCGUCGGCGAAGACAUGGAGUCUGGCGAUGGCGAGGACUUCCUGAAGCAGCUGCUGCCCCUCAACACCAGCGACAACGUCGUGCACCGCGAGGUCGGCUCUUUCGUCCUUUAUGCCAUGCUCGAGGACGACCCUUCGCACUUCAGCGACCACACCGACCAGCUCCUGCAGCUGUUCCAGUCGCGCAUCAACGACGACAGCAAGGAGGUCCGCAUGAACAUUGUCCGCGCCAUUGGUGCCAUCCUCAUGCUCGUUGACCCCGAGGAGGACCCCCAGGCCCUCAAGACCAUGCAGGGCUUCGUCCCCAGCCUGGUCAACAUCCUCAAGGCUACCGUUGAGGCUGGCGACGAGGAGAGCUACGGCACCGUCUUUGACGUGUUCCACUCUUUCAUCGCCUACGACUCUGCCCUUCUGGCCCUCCACCUGCGCGACCUGCUCAUGUUCAUGAUUGAGCUGGCCGGCAACACCAACGCCGAGGAUGAUCCUCGUUCCCAGGCUCUUGGCUUCCUCAUCCAGACCGUUUCUUUCCGUCGCAUGAAGAUUCAGGCCAUGAAGGAUGUUGGCGCCGAGCUCAUGGUCAAGGCCAUGCACAUUGUCAUCGACCUGGACUCUGAUGAUGAGGAGGACAUGUCGCCCGCCCGAGUCGCCAUCAGCCUCAUUGACCAGCUGGCCAACGAGCUGCCACCUCGCCAGGUUAUUGUGCCUCUCCUUGAGCAGUUCCCCAUCUUUGCCACCCACCAGGACCCCCGUUACCGCAUGGCUGCGAUGCUGGCCCUGGGCAACGCUGCCGAGGGCGCUCCUGACUUCAUCUCCACCCAACUCCAGCCUCUCCUCCCCACCAUCAUCAACCUGCUGUGCGACCCCGAGCUCAAGGUCAGACACGCUGCCCUUGUUGGCCUCAUCCACCUCGCUGAGGAGAUGGCCGAUGAGAUGGCGUCUCACCACCAGCAGAUCAUCGAGGCUGUUCUGAAGAACCUCGAAUCUGCUUCCCAGGGUCCUUCUGACAAGACCAACAUCAGCAUCAUCCGCUGCGCCUGCGGUGCCCUUGACACCUUUGGCGACGGCAUUGACACCAAGAUCAUGGCUCAGUACGGCCCUACCCUGAUUGGUCCCAUGGUCAAGCUGCUUGAUCACGAGGACUAUGGCGUCAAGGCCGCUGCUGCCUCUGCCCUCGGUGCCAUCGCCGCCUCCAUGGAGAAGGACUUCCAGCCCUACUUCGAGAACGUCAUGAAGUCUCUUGGCAACUUCGUCAUGAUCAAGGACAGCGAGGACGCCAUGAACCUGAGAAGCUCCACCUGCGACAGCCUGGGUCGCAUUGCCCUGGCUGUUGGCCCCGAGGCCUUCCAGCCCUAUGUCAUGGACCUCAUGAAGGCCAGCGAGGAGGCCCUCAGCCUGGACAACCCCAGACUCAAGGAGACGAGCUUCAUCCUCUGGUCCAACCUGUCCAAGGUCUACCACGAGCAGUUUGAGCACUUCCUUGACGGUGUCUUCAAGGGCAUCUUUUCUUCUCUGGAACUGGAGGACGAGGAGCUCGACAUUCCCGGCAUCGACCCCAGCCAGCUCGAGGACGGCCACCUCAUCGUCGGAGGCAAGCGCAUCAAGGUCAAGACUCCCAACGCGGAGGACGUUGACAUUGCUGACGGCGAGGACGACUGGGAUGACAUUGAGGACCUCGCCGACCUCGCCGGUGGCACCACCGCCGUUGCCAUGGAGCAGGAGAUUGCCCUUGACGUCCUCGGCGAUGUCAUUUCCAACUCUUGCAACAUGAACAACCUCGAGACCUAUGUCGAGAAGACCAUUGAGAAGGUCGUGCCCUUCACCGACCACGACUACGAGGGCUGCCGCAAGACUGCCAUCUCCACUCUCUGGCGAAUGUAUGCUCGCGUCUUCCAGGUCUGGGAGGAGAGUGCUGGCGUUAAAUGGCAGGCCGGUCUCCCUCCCAACCCCGCCCCCCCUGCGUCCAUUGUCAAGAUUGGCCAGACCCUUCACGAGUCUACCAUGACUAUUUGGGCCAACGACAGCGAUCGGUCUGUUGUCACUGACAUCAACCGCAACGUUGCCGCCACUCUCAAGGCCUGCGGUCCCGCCGUUUUGGCCUCCAAGGAUGGCAUGCUGCAGGAGAUUGUCUCAGUCGUCACUCUCCUCAUCACGCGCUCUCACCCUUGCCAGCUGGACCUUGGCGACGAGGACGAGGAGCAGGAGGUCGAGGACGCCGGAUCCUCCGAGUACGACUGGCUGGCCAUUGACACCGCUCUGGAUGUCGUUGUUGGCCUUGCUGCCGCUCUGGGCCGCGACUUUGGCGAGCUGUGGAAGAUCUUUGAGAAGGCCAUCUACAAGAUGGCGAGCUCGACCGAGGAUCUGCAGCGCUCAACCGCCAUCGGCACCAUCGCCGAGGUCAUCAAGUACACCGGCGAGGCUAUUACCCCCUACACCGAGUCUAUUGGCCAGGCCUUGAUGCGACGUCUCUCGGACCCUGACGCCCUGACCAAGUCCAACGCCGCGUACGCUGUUGGUCUGCUGGUGUACCACUCAUCGGACACUGCCAAGACUGUGCCCAUCUACCCCCAGCUGUGGGAGAAGCUCGAGCCCAUGUUGGCCAUCCAGGAAAUGCGUAUUACGGAUAACGUUGCUGGUGCCCUGUCUCGCAUGAUGAUCAAGCACGCCGACGCUGGAUUCGUCGCUCAGGCUCUCCCUGCGAUCGUCAGCAACCUGCCUCUGCAGGAGGAGUAUGAGGAGAACGAGCCAAUCUACCAGUGCAUCCACGCCCUCUACAAUCAAUCCAACGAGACCGUCCAGCAGCUGACCCCCCAGCUGCUUGGCAUCUUCGAGAAGGUCCUCUCACCCCCUCAGGAGCAGCUCGAGCCCGAGACGCGCCAGCUCCUGUGCCGCACAGUGCAGGCCCUGUACGGAGCCAAGCCGGAGCUGUUUGCCAACCACCCCAACCUGCUGCAGCUGGCCAGUGCUUCUCAGUAA
Molecule: messenger RNA, 3330 nt
Organism: Trichoderma citrinoviride
Lineage: Eukaryota; Fungi; Ascomycota; Sordariomycetes; Hypocreales; Hypocreaceae
Product: ARM repeat-containing protein
Exons: 5
Coding region: 1-3330 (1109 amino acids)
Biological process (GO): protein import into nucleus
Cellular component (GO): cytoplasm; nucleus
Molecular function (GO): small GTPase binding; nuclear import signal receptor activity
Source: RefSeq, a predicted model, not a curated record